UAUGUGUUGUGCUUUUAGCAGUAUGGAUUUCUUCAUCCCUAUCUUGUUCUCUGAUUACAAGACUUGCUUCAUUCAGAGAGUGAAACAGACUGUUAUAACAAAACCACAGCUUUGCAGGUUUCAACUGUGUUUGUUGUGUGGGCUUCAUCCAGCAUGGCUGACUUAUUUGCAAUCCAGCUCCUAGAAUAGCUGUUUGGAAGACAGAUGUAACCUGGGCAACUUUAAUUCUUGGGAAAAAAUUGUUUAUGAGUAGCUUUUAGCUUGUUUUGCCUUUGUAGGAAGAAAAGUGGCUCUAAUAUUUUAGUUGUCUAUUUACAUUUCAUUCUUUGAGUCAUUUGAGCUACCCCGAAAGUCUCCAAUUAAUUUACUGGCAGUGUAGAAAGAAAUAAGUGACUAUUCCACUUCACUCAGGAGAGCCUUGAUUUAGUUGCAGAUGACUACUGUACACUAUAUAUCUGCUAUUUGAUCUUGGUUAACCAUCAUGCUGAACUUCAGAGCCAUCCAGUAGAGCUGGGCAUUGCAUUUUUGCCAGUUCAAGAAAUCACAUUCAUCUAUAGGGAUGUGGAUUGGUGGGCAUGGUGCUGAUGGGAGGGUGGUUGGACUUGAUAGGGACUGGGUGGUCUUAGUGGUCUUUUCCAACCUUAAUGAUUCUGUGAUUCUAUUUAUUAACAUUUGUGGCCACAGAAGUUGUGAGUUAUUGCCUCAUCUGUCGGAAUUUUUAGCAAAGUUAGAAAUAUGUACUGUGCUCCCAAAAUGAAUGUACCAUGCACCAGUGAUUUUACGUAUGGAACGAUUCUACUUCAGGUAAUACAGUAAGAUUGGCAGACCUGUGCUCUGUACUUGACUUGCCAAGCUAUUGAAGGAAAGAGCUGAACAAGAUAUGGUCAUCUGCCCUUCCGCCAAAUCCAUGUCUGUAGUACUUCUGACUCCUCUUGGAUUUAUCCACUGGCAGUGUUCACAGCAAUAGCAUGUUUUAAAAGAGCAAUUGCAUUCAACAAGAACAACAAAAAAACUGUACUGUACUUCUGCUUCAGUUAAUUUCUUUAUUUCUGUCUUAGAUUUUUCGACAUGUUUUAACCUAUUCUGAAGGACCCAACAGCCACGUCUACUGUGGUAUCAUUUCCUUGUAGUUGGUACAGGGAACUGAAAGAUUGUAUUGUGGGAACUUCCUUGAAACUUAAGAAAUUAGCCUGAGGCAGGUGGAAGGCUUGAGUCCCGAAAGUUCUACAAAGUAAUGUGAUGCAAAGAAUUGUGGCCUGUCUUUUCUGUUCUCUAAUGUGUUAUUAAAUAUGAAUAGUUCAGAGUGUUUUGCAGGGAAUAAGCAGUGGUUUCACUGGCAAGUCUUUGCUAACCUAAAUCUGUGAUAAAAAGCAAAUGUGAAGCUGGAAAUUUAAUAGAAUUCCAGAUUGCUUAACAGAUGCCUCAGAACUUUGUUCCUCGAUGGAAGAGGUGUUGAAGACAGCCAGCAGCACUGGAGAAGCAUGGAGACAGAAUAGUCACGUAUUGACACCCUCAAAAAAAUACUGAGCACACGGGUGGAAAUGAAGAGCUUGAACCAUCACUUCAGCAUGGCAGCAGCUGAAUCUGACAAGGACUCCGGAUACUCAGAUGGCAGUUCAGAGUGCCUAAGUGCUAUGGAGCAUACUGACUCUGAGGAUGUCCUGAAUGCGCUGUGUUGGAAUGCAGAGGAUGGGCCUUGGCCUUGCCCUGUGACCACGAGCAGCUCCUUUCCUGCACUUUCUCCUAUGGUUGUAAUGAAAAAUGUUCUAGUAAAGCAGGGGAGUUCAUCCCAGCUCCAGUCUUGGACUGUCCAGCCAUCCUUUGAAGUGAUUCCAGCUCAGCCACAGCUGGUAUUUCUUCACCCAUCAAUCCCACCUCCCAUUAACCCUCACCCUGUCGGGAAAAAGAGAAACGAUCCCACUAACUACCUGCCCAUCCUGAACUCUUAUCCCAAAAUAGCACCACAGCCCUGUAAAAGAGACCACUCCUUCGAUCUAGAGGAACAUCAGGAAACCAGUUGCCAUAAACGACUCUGCACAGAAGCAUCUAAAAUGGAGACUUCUCCUGUAUCAAGGAGCACAGGUUUGUCUACUAGUCCUUUUGCCCAUCUACCAGUUAGCUUUAAGGCUCCUCAAGAUUCUAACCAGCAAAGUUCUUCAAGCUUGAUGACAACUGGAAAAGUGUCAACUCUUCCUGGUUUACAUCGCGUUUCUGCUGACACUCCAAAAGUUCCAGGUUUGGCUUCUCUUUUGCCUUUUGGAACUCUACAGACAGCAAAGUGCACUCCUCAUGAGAAUGAGAGUGCAUCACAAACUACAAUGCAAUCUGCAGUGUGGAGCCUGCCACUGAUACCAGAAGAGACUUGCACUACCCCCGAGCUGCUUUUGCAACAGCAAAGUAAGUGCAGGCGCUUUCAGAAUACACUCGUUGUGCUACGCAGGUCAGGAUUGCUAGAGAUCACUUUAAAAACCAAGGAGCUCAUUCAUCAGAACCAGGUGACUCAAGCUGAGCUGGACAGGCUGAAGCACCAAACACAGCUUUUCAUAGAAGCAAUAAAGAACAAUGCUCCACAGUCAUGGGCAGAGCUAGAAGCAUCGCUAACAGGCUCAGAUAAAGCUAAUAGCAACCUUGAAGACUCCACUUAUCCAAACAUGUAGUAAAAUGGUACAUAGAUGUUAAGUUAUUCCUGUGCCUCCUAUUUCCUGUCUCAAGCUUUUACUUGAACGUUCUGAGUCCAAGAUGUGCAAGGUGGCAUGCAUUCACAGCUUGUCUUUACAGCCAUCCGUGGGACUGGGAUUGGGACAGCACAGUGGGAUCUUGGCAAGAUGACUACUCGCUACUCCAGUAUGACCUUGAACUCCAUGCUAACUCUAUACUGUCUUGGACUUCGGAAGCUUGGAUGUGCUCUGCUGGCAUGCUCCCAUUCUUGCUGUGAGAAGACAGUCAUUUGCAGAAUUCUGCAAGCAAGUCUUUUCCUAUUCCCAUCUUCAGAUUGUCAGUUCUGAGAGUGGCAUGGCAAAACAGUCCCCAGUAUUGGGCUAUCACCAGUUGCAGGAAGGGAGUUGGUGUGAGGAGAAGAUCAGUUUGGUGGGCUGCUAUCAGACUGUUGCUGACUGUUGACAGAGAGUCUUGCUUUUGGGGUUACAAUUGUUUUGAAUUAGUGAAGAUCUGCUUGUGGUGAAGCAACAUUCUGUAUUUAUUGCAAUCUUUGACCAAAGUGACAAGAAUCUUAGGAGCCCGCUGACUUGAUUUUGUUGAGCAUAUGUUGGAUUUUGAUCUGUAAAGAUGAAUGAAGGAGAAUUGCAAGGCUUGCACUGGAAGUGUUUGUUUCAAAGCUGUAUUUAUUUGCACUUCCCGUUAGUGACUAAAAAGUGUACGGAGCAAAAGGCUUUAGAUUUUCUUGGUAGAAUGCAGAGGCAUUUUUAAACAUUGUGCAAGAAAGACACUUGUUCACCAGAGUUAAUUUGGCAAGACUAGUUAAAUGUUAUCCAUACAUCUUUCGUUUAUAAGGCUAAACUCUUUUUUUUUUUUUUUUUUUUUUUUUUUUUCUGUGAAAUUGCUCCCAGUCUUGUUCAGCAUCUGCAUCAGUGCCCUUGAUGAUGAGGGGAUAGUGUCCACGCUCAGCAAGUUUGCUGAUGAUAUGAAGCUGGGAGGAAGCACACCAGAAAGCUGUGCUGCCAUUCAGCGAGACCUGGGCAGGCUGAAGAGUUGAGCAGGGAGGAACCGGAUUAGGUUUAAAAAGAGCAAGUGUAGAGUCUUGCACCUAAGGAGGAAUAACCACAUGCACCAGUACAGGUUGGGGGAUAACCUGCUGGAGAGGAGCUCUGCAGAAAGGGACCUGGGACUCUGCAGUGUGCCCUGGUGGCCAAGAAUGCCAAUGGUGUCCUUGGAUGCCCUAAAAGGAGUGUGGCCAGCAGGUCAAGGGAGGUGAUCUUCCCCCUCUGCUCUGUCCUAGUGAGGCCUCAUCUGGAGUACUGUGUCCAGUUCUGGGCUCCCCAGUACAGAAAAGACAGGGAUCUGUUGGAAAGAGUCCAGCAGAGGGCCGCUAAGAUGGCAGAGCGCUUGAAGCACCUCUCUUAUGAGGAAAGGCUGAGCAACCUAUGUCUGAAAAAAGAAGGCUGAGAGGGGUUUGAUCAAUGUCCAUAAAUAUCUAAGGUGCUGGAGGAAAAGGGACAAGGCCAGACUCUUUGCAGCAGGGGCGAUAGGAUGAGGGGGAAUGGCCACAAACUGAAGCUUAGGAAGUUACACACAGAUGUGUAUGAAAACUUCUUCACGGUAAGGGUGAAGUGACGGAGCACUGGAACGGGCUGCUCGGGGAGACUGAAGCCUCCUUCUCUGGAAAUGUUUAAGACCUGCCUGGAU
Messenger RNA from Centrocercus urophasianus (Greater sage-grouse), 4362 nucleotides. RefSeq names its product CLOCK interacting pacemaker (gene CIPC). Bases 1542 to 2657 code for a protein of 371 amino acids. Gene Ontology annotation, biological process: negative regulation of circadian rhythm; negative regulation of DNA-templated transcription. Gene Ontology annotation, cellular component: nucleus. The transcript is spliced from 4 exons. The record is from RefSeq and is a predicted model, not a curated record. NCBI's taxonomy places the organism in Eukaryota, Metazoa, Chordata, Aves, Galliformes, Phasianidae.